AUGUCCUCAAGCCUAGAGACACCUGAACAGCCGCACAUUCAACGUGGGCACAAAGAGCAAAACAAUAGCACCAGACUUAAUUCGAACCCAAUCUCCAAAGCUGUGUCCGACCAACGACGUCUUCCUGAUUCUGAGCAGCAAAAUGAAGGAAACGUCGUAGAAAGAUACCCACAAGGCAUCCAAUUUGCGAUGAUCGCCACAUCUCUUUGUCUUACAGUGUUUCUAACCGGACUGGAUACAACUAUCAUCGCUACAGCUAUUCCUAAAAUUACUGAUGAAUUCGGCUCAGUUGGUGAUAUUGGAUGGUAUGGAGCUGCGUUCCGUUUGGCGUCUUGCAUGUCACAACUUCUUCAGGGCCGAUUCUUUGCAUUUUAUUCGGUCAAGUGGCUAUUCUUAGGGAAUUUUCUCAUCUUCGAAGCUGGUGUUCUCAUUUCUGGCCUCGCCCAAAGCUCCAUUAUUCUCAUUCUCGGGCGAGCAGUUAGCGGGCUUGGACUUUCUGGGAUCGCUCAAGGCUGCAUGGUGAUUGUUACUUUGACGAGACCCUUAAACAAAAGGCCAGUUUUCCUUGGAGCCAUUAGUACAAGUGAGUUUACAGCUAUGGCGUUGGGCCCACUUCUUGGUGGAGUUAUCACUUCUCAGUUGUCCUGGAGAUGGUGCUUUUUUAUCAAUAUUCCUUUAGCAGCAAUCCCCACUUUGGUUGUGGCUUUGCUACUAAAGCUACCGCCAUCGCCUCCUCAAAAACGCAUGACAACUAAGGAUAAAUUGAAGGAAUUGGACUUCGUUGGAAUGACCCUAUUUUCAACAUCUAUAUUCUGCCUUCUCCUGGCGCUUCAGUGGGGAGGUGCAAUAUAUGCCUGGAGCAACAGGAGGUGCCAUGCUUCCCCCAAGAAUCUUACGGCACAAAACAAUGAUAACUGGGGCUGUUUGUGCCAUGUGCUUAGCAGCAGCGAAUGGAGUCUGCACUUACUAUCAAGCUUACUCUCAGGCUUCAUCAUAUCAUAUGUCGGAUACUAUAAAUAUGUCCUAAUACCCGCUGCAUGUGUGACAGUUACUGGUUCCGCAUUGAUGACAACCUUCUCUACAAAGGCUUCCAGGUUGUUCUGGAUUACUGCAUUGACUCUAUUUGGCAUUGGCGAAGGGGCAGCUAUUUCAUCUCCCUUUCUUGCUGCUCAGUCAGUUCUGAACGAAGCCGACAUUUCAAUUGGUAUGGCUAUAAUGAGCUUUUGUCAGGAUUUUGGUGAAGCUCUUUUUGUGGGCAUUGCCCAGGCAACCUUUAUCAGUCAGCUCCAGCAAUCACUUAGACGCCAAGCUCCUCAGCUCGAUAGCUCCAGGAUAAUCACAUAUGGAGCAACACAAUUCAGUAAAAUGGUCGAUCCUCAAUAUCUUCCGGCUGUUCGAGAAGCAUAUAAUGAAGCCAUCCAGAAAGUAUUUUAUCUUUCACUUUCCGCUGCUUCCUGUGUUGUUAUAGGGGCAAUUUUUAUGAAGAACCACUCAGUCAGGCAGCCAUAG
This is a messenger RNA of Nannizzia gypsea CBS 118893, 1509 nucleotides long. Its product is annotated as major facilitator superfamily transporter. Lineage: Eukaryota; Fungi; Ascomycota; Eurotiomycetes; Onygenales; Arthrodermataceae. Bases 1 to 1509 code for a protein of 502 amino acids. Gene Ontology annotation, molecular function: transmembrane transporter activity. Gene Ontology annotation, biological process: transmembrane transport. The record is from RefSeq and is a predicted model, not a curated record. The transcript is spliced from 6 exons.